AUGGCUGCCGCGACUUUGACACUGUCCCUCACUCCCGUGUCCUCGUCUUCCGUACCCCCGAUCCACCACUAUCCAUCGACACCCCUCGUCCAAUUUCCCCCGCCGCUCCCCAGUCUGCGCCGUCCGCUCAGGGAGCGUUGCGGCUUCAACCUGAGGAUCAAGACCACCUUCACUCAACCAGAGCACACCGCUCCGCGAUCGCAGAAGGGCCACAUUCAGCCGCAUCGUAACAAUCUUCCUCGCAGACGCAAGGGCGCCAAGCGUACCAUCUUCCACGAGGAAGAGCAUGUCGCAGAAGCUGCCGUCGUGGCCCCCACGAGGGAGCCGCCGAAAGUCGUCGACAGAUGUGUGCAAGACAUCAUCCCCGGCCUAUCCAUCGCCUUCAAUACGGGUUUGAGGAGCGAUGCGACGCAGCUCCUCGCAGAGGGCUAUACCCACGUCGUCGACGUCUGCUACCCCGCUGAUGACGCCCACGAGUUCGUCGCGGGCUCGAUCGAGCAUGCGCUCGAGGGCCGACUGCAGAGGCUGUGUCUCACCCUUCCGUCGUCCGCACGCGUCGACGAUAUCUCCCAGCGAGCGGGUCUCGCGCUCACCGACCAGCAGCUGCGCGCCUCUAGAGACUUCCUGGGGCAGACGCUCCCCUAUGCGUCCGCAAGCCAAACAUCGGGCGGGGACGUGCGUAUCCUCGUCGCCACCCCCAGCCUUCGGACCACGGAUGCAAUGUGCAUCGCCGGCUGUUAUCUAGCCUUUGUGUCGGGCAAGAGCGUUGAGACGGUUCUCCGCUACAUCGAUGAGGAGGAGAGUGUACUUAGUGUCUGGAAGGGCGAGGUGUCCGAGGACGAAGCUGAGAGGGCGGAGCGCAUCGCUAGGCUAUGGUCGUGGCUGUCGAGCGUUAGACGGUGA
Messenger RNA from Sparassis crispa, 903 nucleotides. RefSeq lists its product with no specific name. The coding region runs from base 1 to 903 and encodes 300 amino acids. The transcript has a single exon. NCBI's taxonomy places the organism in Eukaryota, Fungi, Basidiomycota, Agaricomycetes, Polyporales, Sparassidaceae. The record is from RefSeq and is a predicted model, not a curated record.